CGCCGCCUAUUAAGCUCAUCAUCGUCCUGUCGCCUGCACUUUUCCUUUUACUCGCAUCUCCACAGCCUCUGAUCCAUUCCCCCCCCCUUCUCUCUCUCUCUCUCUGCUUUCUCUCAAUCUCCUGAGAGAAAGCGGAAUCGCUCACGCCUUCGACUCUUCACUCCGAUUCAUCAUCACCCAUCAUCGGAUUCUUCACAAAGCCCUAUUUUUCUGAUACCCAAACCGUAGAUUUUCCCGUCUUCCUCUUCUUCGCCCCCGUUCCUUCCCCUGAUCUUGACUUGGGGUCUCGAUUCGCCCGCACGCCCUCUUGUUGCUCGAUUCGUUCCUAAAAAAUGGCGUUGAUUUCUGCUCAGUAGAGUUCCUCUUGCACUUCGGUUUAGUCAACGAGAGAACUCUGUAUCAAGUCCUCCUCUGGUUUCUACAACUAGCAGUUAUGGCGAUCCGUGUUACGUUCAGCUACUCCGGCUACAUGGCCCAGAGCAUCGCGUCCUCCGCCGGAGGACGCCUCAAUGGUUGCCGGCUCUUCCAGGAGUGCUGGGUCCGGUCCCGCGUCCUCUGCCCGAGCCGGAAGCCCGACCCCGAAUUCAGACCCCCGACGCCGGGGUUCGGCUUCUCGAAUCGUUGCGCGGGCGGCUCGUACUCGACGCUCGCGGCCGAGGUUCUUGGGGCCGAGUGCAAGAGUCCGAUUGUGGUCGGCUUGAUCUCGUUGAUGAGGUCCGUGUCUGCGAAUUCGUGUUCAACCAAUUCGAUGGGCAUCUUUGGGAUCUCGCCGAUCAAGGCAUCCUCCAUAAUCCCCUUCUUGGAGGGGUCCAAGUGGCUGCCUUGCAACAACGAGGCCUUGCCGGGCUCGGCAAGUAACGAUGUGGAUAAGGGAGGGACGGUGCGUUGGGAGAGGGAGAACAGUGAUGGCGAUGAAGAGUGCAUGAAGAUGGCGGAGGUUCCCAAGGGCUCGGCCGCAAGAAGCGGGUGGAUGGCACGGUUGCUCGGGGAUUACUCCGAGGAUGCUAAGGCGGCUUUCACGGCGUUGACCGUGAGUUUGCUGUUCAGGUCGUUCUUGGCCGAGCCAAGGUCGAUUCCUUCGAGCUCCAUGAAACCAACUCUGGAUGUAGGUGACCGCGUUUUGGCUGAGAAGGUGUCAUACUUUUUCAGAAGGCCAGAGGUUUCGGAUAUAGUAAUAUUCAAGGCACCACCAAUAUUGCAGCAAGUUGGCUUCAGUUCAGCUGAUGUAUUCAUAAAGAGAAUUGUGGCGAAGGCUGGGGACUGUGUCGAAGUUCACGAUGGUAAACUAUUGGUGAACGGCACUGCUCAAGAUGAAGAUUUCAUCUUAGAGCCACUCUCUUACGAUAUGGAACCAAUGCUUAUUCCCGAAGGAUAUGUAUUUGUAAUGGGAGACAACAGGAACAACAGUUUUGACUCCCAUAAUUGGGGUCCUCUUCCUGUCGAGAACAUUGUUGGCAGAUCAGUGUUCCGGUAUUGGCCUCCCUCCAGGGUCUCGGACACUAGAUAUGAUCCUCAAUCUGCAAAAAAAGAUGUUGCUGUUUCUUGACAUAGCCUCAGGCUCGCUCAAAGGGAACUAGCUUUUGAUUCCUGAUCUAAUUUAGGUGGUGAUUUUCACAAUUAUUCUCCACUCCUUCUGGCUCAUUCUUGGGCAUUUGUGAACAUAUUCGAGUCUUCCUUUGACCUUGCACAGGCAGCUCACUUUUGCCUGUUUUUGAUGGAUUGUCUCAUCCAUCUUGUGAAUAGUGAGAGGGGUAAAAAGAACAGAAAAAAGAUCCAAAAAAAAUAGAGAAAAACCAAAAAUCCAAAAAAAGGGGAAAAAGAAAAAGAAAGAGGCCGACUGAUCCAAUAGUUUGUUCAUUGGUUUACUUAGCCAGUGUUGCAAUUUUUUCCUACCUGUAAUGACAUUUUGUUAUAUUUAUAAGAGGAGUGGGGAGAAUCUAAGAUUUGUGCUGUAA
Molecule: messenger RNA, 1955 nt
Organism: Rhodamnia argentea
Lineage: Eukaryota; Viridiplantae; Streptophyta; Magnoliopsida; Myrtales; Myrtaceae
Product: probable thylakoidal processing peptidase 2, chloroplastic
Exons: 6
Coding region: 434-1546 (370 amino acids)
Biological process (GO): thylakoid membrane organization
Cellular component (GO): chloroplast thylakoid membrane
Molecular function (GO): serine-type endopeptidase activity
Source: RefSeq, a predicted model, not a curated record